Ostertagia ostertagi is the source of this 273-nucleotide messenger RNA. The record is from the annotation of a GenBank genome assembly. Lineage: Eukaryota; Metazoa; Nematoda; Chromadorea; Rhabditida; Trichostrongylidae.
AUGAUAUUCGCGCUGUUCGGUAUUCCACUGAUGCUGUUAGUGCUUCAAGACAUCGGCAAGCUUCUCACUAUAACCAUGAAGUUUCCGUGGUUUCAAACAAAACGGGUCACUCGUCGCAUUCUGAGAUGUUGCACAAAGCAGUCGCUGCACGAGAUGAGAGAAAUUGAAGCUCGUGAACGUCGAGAUCUUGACAUCUUCGACCUACCAGUGGUCGUGGGUCUUUCGCUAAUCGUCGGAUGGGUAAGAGACCUUGGACUAUCUGACCAGAGAUAA